Messenger RNA from Aphanomyces invadans, 896 nucleotides. RefSeq lists its product as hypothetical. The record is from RefSeq and is a predicted model, not a curated record. NCBI's taxonomy places the organism in Eukaryota, Oomycota, Saprolegniomycetes, Saprolegniales, Verrucalvaceae. Bases 116 to 808 code for a protein of 230 amino acids. The transcript has a single exon. Gene Ontology annotation, molecular function: DNA-binding transcription factor activity.
UCCAGUUGUACGAUCGAAGACAUGCAAAAACGCCGAUCUUUCUGCGUUUUGCAGCAACGCUAAAUCUUGUGUAUCGGCAAGCCACACUUUCAAACCAUCGUGAAGUCGAACCAACAUGGACUUGGACUUGGUCGACAUGGUUCACCUGCACAGUGACGACGACCUGCACGUGAUGGACCUGAACGUGAUGCACAAGAACUUGUACCCCGACAGCCCCACAGACGACAGCAACUCGACACAUGUGCGGCGGCGGGCGCUGUCGCUAAACAACGUCACAAUCGAGGACUUUUACGACUUUUUCGACAAACCGAUUGUGGCCGUGGCACGUGAAUUUGGUGUGUGUACAACUUUGUUCAAGAAAAUCUGCAGGAAAAGCGGCAUCCAUCGGUGGCCGUACCGCAAGAUUAGCUCGUUGUCAAAAACCAUCGACGCGAUUCAGGACUCGCUGCAUCAAGACCUAAGUCCGUCUGAGCGCACGAAAUUGUUGGCACAGCUUGACGAUCUGCACAAAAAGCGCGAUUACGUGCGACGGAACCCAAACUCGAAAGUGGCGCUGAUCAAACCUGCCGACGCUCUCGCCCUCGCCUGUCGAUCCAAGCCCAAACUCGAGAACCAAGUCUUUGACGACUCGACCUCUGACCCGUGCAGCGGCGACUCGCCCCACAACGACUACAACCCUGAUCUCACAUACAACUUUGGCGACUCAAUCGAAGAUGACUUUCCGCAGUCGCCAAACUUGUACAGCCAUCACCCGUUGCUCGCAACCGACCUUGUGCUGGACGACUACAGCUGCGUGGUGGAAAUAUAGGGUCCCCAAUAGCACCAAGUUAGAGCAAAUUGAUCACAUUUUAAAGCCAAUUACAUUAACAUUUCAAAGGUCAUUUGGUGGUUCUCAA